AUGCAGCAGACUCAGACCAAAAAUACUGCCGUUGGUCGGGCCGGCAUUGAAUUUGAUGAGGUUCGUCUUGAGGCAGCUUUGGGCCACAAACAGGAGCUGGUUCGCGGAUUCGGAUUGUUUAGCUUGACGAGUCUGGGGAUAAUCAUUGCCAAUUCGUGGGCAGCUACUGGAGGGACAAUCGUCACUGCCCUUUACAAUGGUGGCCCCAUGGCGGUCCUGUACGGCCUUGUUGUGGUCAGCAUCUUCUAUGCCUUCGUUUCUGCAUCCUUGUCGGAGUUGGCCUCAGCCAUUCCUUCAGCGGGGGGUGUAUACCACUGGUCAUCAGUAGUUGCGGGGAAGUAUGGUCGUCCUGUUGGCUUUUUCACGGGGUACCUGAAUGCUUGCGCUUGGUUGCUCUCUGCAGCUUCGAUGAGUUCGAUCCUGGGGAAUGAGGCUGUCGCCAUGUACCUCCUCCGCCAUCCAGAUGUGGAGUGGCAUAGCUGGCAACCCUUCAUUGUCUUCCUCGUCGUACUCUGGAUGUCCUGUGCAAUUGUGUGUUUCGGAAAUCGAUAUUUGCCGCUACUUAACCGGAUAUCGCUGGUGCUGUCUAUGGGCGGCUGGUUUAUAACUGUUAUUGUACUCGCCGUGAUGCCCCACGGACGACGUGCCAGCAAUGCCCAGGUGUGGAAGACCUACUACAACGAAACCGGGGGUUGGCCUGACGGUAUCUGCUUCCUGUCGGGAUUGCUAAAUGCUGCUUUUGCUGUUGGUACCCCCGAUUGUAUCAGCCAUUUAUCCGAGGAAGUCCCCCAGCCCGAGCGAAAGGUACCCCAAGGCAUUAUGCUGCAGCUGCUGACGGGUUUCCUUACCACAUUCGUGUAUCUCGUUGCGCUCUUUUACGGGAUCAACGAUAUAGACCGCGUUUUUAACAGCGGCAUCAAGUAUUUCCCUGUGGCGGAGAUAUAUUUGCAAGCUACAGGUUCUACAGCAGGGGCCGUAGGUCUGAUUGCACUUCUCUUUCUAGCCACGUUUCCAACACUGGUUGGAACGCUUACCACUGGCGGACGAAUGUGGUGGUCACUUGCACGGGACAACGCGACACCAUUCCCUUCCUUCUUCGCCCAAGUACACCGCACAUUAGAAUGCCCUGUUAAUGCAACCGUGGCCAUGUCGGCUCUCGUGUCCUGUCUGGGCUGCAUUUACGUCGGAAGCACCACAGCAUUCCAGGCGUUAAUUUCGUCUUUCAUUGUGCUGAGUACACUCUCCUAUGCCGGUGCCAUUAUCCCACACGUCCUCUCGGGGCGCAGAAGUGUUCUUCCUGGCCCAUUUCAGAUGUCCCAUCCUGUGGGCUUCCUGGUCAAUAUCCUUUCAGUACUCUACAUUGCUGUGACAGUGGUAUUCUUUUGUUUUCCCUUCGCCCUGCCGGUCACUGCUCAAAAUAUGAAUUACACAAGUGUUAUUACUGUCGGCAUUAUGGCCCUUGUCGGCAUAUCAUGGUUGUUUCAGGGGAUGAGGACUUAUAACGGCCCAACUUACAGCCGGGAAGCUGCUGAACGUCUGGAACACGGUCACUGA
Molecule: messenger RNA, 1554 nt
Organism: Aspergillus ochraceoroseus IBT 24754
Lineage: Eukaryota; Fungi; Ascomycota; Eurotiomycetes; Eurotiales; Aspergillaceae
Product: putative choline transport protein
Exons: 3
Coding region: 1-1554 (517 amino acids)
Biological process (GO): transmembrane transport
Cellular component (GO): membrane
Molecular function (GO): transmembrane transporter activity
Source: RefSeq, a predicted model, not a curated record